AUGGUCUUCAAACCGUUUAGCCAUCUCGCACGUCAGAGUUUCACCAAAGCCUUCACUCAUGGCUAUGCUCAGUCGGUAGUUGCGGCGUCGCAGUCUUCCUACGCGUCCUCCGCCACAUUCAAUCAGCUCGCCAAUCAACCGGCAAAGGUCUCACGGAGUGCCUUGCAAAAUGUAUUCCAACCAAGUUCUUCCGGUGCUGGCGCUAAAGCCAGCCAGGGCGGCUCGGGCUCGGGGGACUUAGGUCUCGCGGCGUAUUAUGCCGCGUGGCAACACGCUCAGCAGACUGGCGAUGAUAGUGAUUGGAAACAGUUUCAGGUGAAGCGGAAAUUGGGCUGGAAACCGUCGACGCCGGAAGAAGCAGCAAAGUCCAAGGAGGAUGGCUCGAAUUCCCAUAACUUUGACUCGCCACAUAUCACUAAGGCCUCUGCCAAUGCCGAUGUCAGCGCUCAGGUGGAGGAGGCGGUAGCUCGAGAGAUUCAGAUACAAGAAGAGCAAGCCCAAGCUGAGGAGGCAUCCGAAGCAAAGGAUAACUCGGCCACGGAGGCAUUUCCUGAACUACCAGCGGACGUGGCUGCCAUCGAGGAUGUCUCCACGGAACAAGCUCGUAUCGCUUCCGAUCAGAUUAUCCAGCUGGCUUUAACAAAGAAGUACACUGAGAUCCCGAGUGCUUUCGAAGCACUGUUACGGGAUGGCUUGACUCCCACGGUCGGUGCUUACAAUGCCCUGCUGGAAUCGGCUGUGCAUCUUCAUGGCGACACCGCUCAGGCGAUCCCGAAGGCACUGGAUGUUUAUUCUGAUAUGCUCCGUCGUAGGGUAAUUCCCGACGAGCAGACGUAUCGGACCCUCGUCCAGCUAUUUGUGGAGCGCGCACACGAUGCCCUGAAGUCCAAGAAAUCGCUCGAGCAGGACCGGAUCCGUUACGGAGGAAUGGAAGAGCCUGGCAAGUUCAUGCUCCACUCGAGCGAGUUGGAGCGAGCCAUUCUCGACGAAGAUCAUUCACUCGGUAUCGCUAUGAAACUAUUUGACACUGCCACGACAAGACACACCGAUGUCGUCUUCUCGUUAGACACGUACAGCCGCCUGAUUAUCGCAUGUGCGACGGAGGGCCAAGUUGAGAAUAUGAUCCGCAUCUAUGCCCACAUGGAAACCCAGAAAGUUACACCGCAUGCCUCUAUUUUCCCGUCGAUGAUCGAUGCUUUCGCCUCUACUGGAGAUCUGCAGAGCGCUGUCGAGUGCUACAACGAGUAUAAGGCUCUCGCAAUUUCAGACGAUAAUGGUACGUUCAGCAUCGUUCAGCGUCUGGAUGGCCAGGUGUACGCUGCGUUGGUCAAAGCGUAUCUAUCGUGUGGUAAGGAGAAGGAGGCUUUGCGCUUUUUGGAGCGGAUCCGGGCCUCUUUCGAUGAGGUGACAGAAAAUCGAGAAAUUCGGAAAGAUGCUGUUGAAACCGUGAUCGUUCGAGAUGGCCUUGUUUCGCACUCCUUAAAAUCGGGUGAGCACGAUAAGGCGUUGAGUCAAGCUAAGACCCGGUUGCGCGAUGGGGCCCUGGAUCAUGCCAUGGCCGAAAUCUGCAUCGCCGCGGCGGAUGCCGGUAACCUCAAAACGGCUUCCGAAGCAUACGAUUGCCUGCCUACUGAUACCGCAAAACGUCAUGCUCCUGCUAUCUCGAUGCUGGCAUUGCCUCUGUGGGUGAUGCUAAGCACUGUGGGUCAGACAACACCGGACAUGGUUCAGCCGACGGCAAUGUAUUCGGUGGCCUUAUUGAAGAGUGGUCAGAUCGAAGAAGCCUUGAUCGAGGCCCGUAAUAUGUUUGGACGGGUCCGCAACGCUUCGAUCGAGAACCCUUAUCUACUCAACUCUGUCCGGGAGCAGAUCAAUGAAAGUCUUCAUCUCAUCGGUCGCGUACUUAUUCAGACUGCUGCCGUCCUCUCACCCAAAACUGUCAUGACUCUCCUUUGGUCAAUGGUCGAGAACGGCGGACUGGUCUCUCCGGUCGCUGACCACGCUGUCGCCAGCCUCGGUCCUAUUGCCAUCCAACAGCUCAACCCCCGCGACCUAUCCCUUGCUCUCCAGGUCCAGGCCGGCAUGCUCGUCAACAGCUCCGCGUCUUUGGAUGUUGCCCACCCGAUUCGCUUUUCUCACAUGCUUGACAUUGCCUUGGCUACCAGGCUUCAAAUGGAUCCGUACACCACUCGCGUCGUCGACCAGGCGGUCGGGAAGCUAUUCAACAGCCGUCCUGACAUGGUAAGGAGAUGGCACGACCACCUUGGGCUCACUUCCAGCCCUUCUUCGUUCAUGUCCGAUCGCCACUCUCCGGUCUCUGAGAUGUCGACGAUGACCUCUGCGCCCAGCGAAGACUCAUUCGAUCCGUACGCCUAUGCCACCGAUUUCAAAGGGUCUGCGAUGAUUGCCGAACAGUUGGAAAGCACCAGCGGUCGCCCUGAGUCCCACCUCAACGAUGCUUUGGCUCGGCUCCGGAACAUGCGCCGCUCUGGCCGUCAUCCUCGCUACAUCACCUAUGCCAAACUGAUCACCGCUGCCGCCAAGUGUCAUCGCAACGAUCUGGUCCAUGAAAUCCUGAGCAUGGCUCGCCGCGACGUCCCGCUCCUGCACCAGUAUCACGCUGUCAAGUACGGUUGGGUGUCAAUUCUUGACGCCAUGGUAGCCUCCUGUCUUACCCUUAAUGAUCGCAGUCUCGCCUCCAAAUAUCACCAGGAACUUUCUGAACUCGGCUCCGCUCCGUCCGCCAACACCUUCGGUCUUUAUAUCACUACGCUCAAGGAAUCGACUAAGACCUUCGACGAGGCCACCGAAGCUGUGAAGAUCUUCCACCGUGCGGUCGCUGAAGGAGUUGAGCCUACCUCGUUCUUGUACAACGCCUUGAUCGGAAAGCUUGGCAAAGCCCGUCGUAUUGACGAUUGUCUCUUGUACUUCGCCGAGAUGCGUGCCCAGGGUGUGCGUCCCACCAGUGUUACCUACGGAACAAUUGUGAAUGCCCUUUGCCGAGUCAGCGAUGAACGGUUCGCUGAGGAGAUGUUUGAGGAGAUGGAGUCGAUGCCCAACUACAAGCCUCGCCCAGCUCCCUACAAUUCCAUGAUUCAGUACUUCCUGAACACCAAGCGCGACCGCAGCAAGGUUCUGGCGUAUUAUGAGCGCAUGCUCAGCCGUAAUAUCCAGCCCACCAUGCACACUUACAAGCUGCUCAUCGACGCACACGCCUCUCUAGAGCCGGUAGAUAUGAAGGCUGCGGAGAAAGUACUCGAGACCAUCAAAGCCGCCGGACAGCAGCCCGAGGCCGUGCACUAUGCAUCCCUCAUCCAUGCCCAUGGCUGUGUGAUGCAUGACAUGAAGGCUGCUCAGGAGGUUUUCAACUCAGUCGUCUCAAACAGCAAAGUGCGGCUCCAACCAUGCCUGUACCAGGCCCUCCUCGAGGCCAUGGUGGCCAACCACCAGGUUGCACAAACUGAGGACAUUGUGAAGGAUAUGGCCCAGCGUAGGGUUGAUAUGACUGCCUACAUUGCCAACACUCUUAUUCAAGGGUGGGCCACUGAGGGCAACGUGAGCAAAGCCAAGGCCAUCUAUGAUACCAUUGGUGUGGACAAGCGUGAGCCUAGCACUUACGAGGCCAUGACUCGUGCCUUCCUCAUGGCCAACGAGCGAGAGAACGCCUCUCGUAUUGUGCAAGAGAUGCUGUCUCGUGGAUACCCGACCGCUGUCGCCAGCAAGAUUGUGGAUCUUGUCGGUGGCGGUGCCGCGGUCGCCGCUGCCCUGUUCUACUCGUCCAAAUUUGACCGGCGUAACCACAGUUCUACAAACAUAGCUACUGACACAUCCCCACAUUUGCCAGUUGCACCGGGUGACAUCCAAGUAUCAACCCCUAAUGACCAAGCAACGCCUCCCCACAAGCCGGAAACCGCUACACCUGCCAAUGUCGCCCGACUUGUCGCGGAGGCCCUUCGAUCGGAGACCUCCACGCCCAACUCCGUUACCGAGAAACAGAUCGUCUCCCACCCCGCUCGCGCGCAUCAGUUCGUGACCAACCCACCGCUCACUGUCUCCCAGAUGCACCCCACCAAUCCGCUCCAUCAAUUCAAUACCUGGUUCCGCGACCCGCGAUUGUCUGCAUCGUCAGCCCCGGAGACAUGUACGUUGGCUACGGCGUCUUUGCCCUCUGGCCGGGUGAGCGCGCGCGUUGUAUAUCUGAAGGAGCUGGACGAGCGAGGCUGGGUAGUCUACAGCAACUGGGGCAGUCGGCAAGGGAAGGGCGCACAGGUCUUUGGUACUCAAGCAGAUGGAGACAGCGUUCUGGGUGCUAUGCCCGAGCCCGGCGCAGAGGACGAUGGAAUGCCACAAGGCAACAAAUGGGCAGCCCUCACAUUCAGCUGGGGAACUGUUGAACGGCAGGUGCGUGUCGAAGGUCUCAUUGAACCCCUUAGCCGCGAAGAGAGUGAACUGUACUGGCGGACCCGCGAACGGGGUAGCCAGAUCGGCGGCUGGGCCAGCUGGCAGAGCAAGGUGCUCUGGUCCGCAGAGCCAGACAGUCUGAUCGAGCGGCGGCGGAAGAGCCUCGCGCAGGAUGUGUGUCCCCAGGCUAUUCCGGGUGACGUGGAUGAAACGGAUAUCGAUGACGGCCGGGCGCUGCUAGAGAAGCGAGUACGGGAAAUGGAGGAGAGGUUUGCCAAUACGGAGGAGAUCCCAUUACCUCCGUUUUGGGGCGGCGUGCGUCUGGUACCGGAGUCGGUAGAGUUCUGGCAGGGACGGCGCAGUCGACUGCAUGAUCGCUUCCGGUAUGUGAGGGUGCAUGACUCGCAGAGUGACUCGUAUAAAUGGCGGGUUGAACGACUAUCGCCUUAA
This is a messenger RNA of Aspergillus pseudonomiae, 4851 nucleotides long. RefSeq lists its product as uncharacterized. Lineage: Eukaryota; Fungi; Ascomycota; Eurotiomycetes; Eurotiales; Aspergillaceae. The coding region runs from base 1 to 4851 and encodes 1616 amino acids. The record is from RefSeq and is a predicted model, not a curated record. The transcript is spliced from 3 exons. Gene Ontology annotation, molecular function: protein binding; oxidoreductase activity, acting on the CH-NH2 group of donors.